Molecule: messenger RNA, 1981 nt
Organism: Drosophila mauritiana
Lineage: Eukaryota; Metazoa; Arthropoda; Insecta; Diptera; Drosophilidae
Product: prolyl endopeptidase
Exons: 2
Coding region: 91-1938 (615 amino acids)
Biological process (GO): proteolysis
Cellular component (GO): cytosol
Molecular function (GO): oligopeptidase activity; serine-type endopeptidase activity
Source: RefSeq, a predicted model, not a curated record
AGAACAUCAUUAGCCAAUCCUUCCUUGAAAGAAGUGCGGAACGGGAGAAUAUCAAUUCCAAACUGACAAAGCUCUGGAAUUUCCCAAAGUAUGGGUGUCCCAUGCGUCACGCAAAAGACUUUAGGGAGCCCAGAGUCUAUUUUCCUUGACACCAAUAGCAUGUCUUCCGAUGGAACCACUGCAAUCAGCCAAUUCAAGUUCUCGGAAGAUGGGGCGUUCAUGGCCUAUGGACUGAGCGAAAGUGGUUCCGAUUGGAAUAAAAUCAGAAUACGAAAUACCAAGGAGGGUAUCGACUUACCUGAAAUUCUGGAAAAAGUAAAGUUCUCGAAUGUCUCCUGGACGAAAGACAGCAAGGGAUUCUUCUAUGGUCGAUAUACCGAUCAAGACGGGAUAAUUGAUGGAUCGGAGACAAAGCUGGCUGAAAAUCAGAAACUGUAUUACCAUCUACUAGGAGAGAGCCCACAUCAAGAUACAUUGAUCGCAGAGUUCCCCGAACACCCGUCCUGGCGAUUCAAAACCGAUAUUUCAGACUGCGGAAAAUAUCUGAUCUUAUCCAUAAGUCACACGGUUCGGGACAACAUGCUGUACUAUGCCGAAUUAGGAUCGGAAGAGAAAAACGCAUUCCAACUAGAACUUAAGCCAAUUGUGGAUAAAUUUGAGGCUGACUUCGAUUACAUUACCAACGAGGGAUCUAAUUUGUACUUCCACACAAACAAGGAUGCCCCUAAUUACCGGGUGAUUGUGAUUGAUGUUAAUAAUCCAGCAGAGGGAAACUGGACCACCCCAAUACCCGAGCAUAAGAAAGAUGUUUUGGAGUGGGCCAAGUGCGUUGAUGGGAAUAAAUUAGUCGUUUGCUAUAACUGCGAUGUAAAGCAUAUUCUUCAGGCUCGCGAUCUUAAUACAGGAAAGCUCAUCCGCCAAUUUGGCCUGGAUAUUGGCUCAAUAAAUGGGAUUUCAGGAAAGAAGAGUAAUUCGGAAAUCUUUUAUGGUUUCUCAUCGUUUUUAUCACCAGGUAUAAUAUUUUACUAUGACUUUGCCAAGCCAUCCGAAAAGCCGACCGUUCUGCGCGAAAUAAGUCUAAAUUUGGAGGGCUUUCGCCGGGAUAACUACAGCGUGGAGCAAGUGUUUUAUAAAAGCACUGAUGACACCGACAUACCUAUGUUUAUCGUACAGCGAAAGAGGGAUAUUGCGGAACCCCGCCCUUGUUUGCUAUAUGGAUAUGGCGGAUUUAACUACAGCCUAAUGCCAUCCUUCGGCAUACUGAGUCUGAUGUUCAUGGAUACGUUUGAUGGAGUUUUGGCUUUUCCGAAUUUGAGAGGAGGCGGAGAAUAUGGCAUGGAGUGGCACAAUGGGGGUAGAAUGUUGAGCAAACAAAAUGUUUUUAAUGAUUUUCAAGCCGCCGCUGAGUUUUUGACCAAAAAUAACUAUACAACCAAGGAUCGAUUGGCCAUACAGGGCGCCUCGAAUGGUGGACUUUUGGUGGGUGCUUGCAUCAAUCAGCGUCCAGAUCUUUUCGGAGCAGCCGUGGCCCAAGUUGGUGUAAUGGAUAUGUUGCGCUUCCACAAGUUUACUAUCGGUCAUGCCUGGUGCUCCGAUUAUGGCAAUCCCGAUGAAAGGGUACACUUCGCGAACCUUAUUAAAUUCUCGCCUCUUCACAACGUUCAUAUUCCUCUGAAUCCGGAUCAGGAGUACCCAUCGACAUUAAUCCUGACAGCCGAUCACGACGACCGUGUAAGUCCUUUGCACUCCUAUAAAUUUGUUGCUGCUCUUCAGGAAGCAGUGCGGUACUCGGAGUAUCAGCUGAAUCCAAUAUUACUAAGGGUUUAUACGAAGGCAGGUCACGGAGCUGGAAAGCCAACCAAAAUGCGCAUUAGUGAGGCCACGGACAUUAUAACAUUUUUCAAAAAGACACUCAAUGUCGAUUGUAUUAAUCUAUGAAUGAUGAUAUGAAUCAAAAAUAAAAUUGCCAAUCAUUUUGAAA